Lycium ferocissimum is the source of this 1616-nucleotide messenger RNA. RefSeq names its product WD-40 repeat-containing protein MSI1. Gene Ontology annotation, biological process: regulation of gene expression. The coding region runs from base 87 to 1373 and encodes 428 amino acids. The transcript is spliced from 6 exons. Lineage: Eukaryota; Viridiplantae; Streptophyta; Magnoliopsida; Solanales; Solanaceae. Gene Ontology annotation, cellular component: nucleus. The record is from RefSeq and is a predicted model, not a curated record. Gene Ontology annotation, molecular function: histone binding.
AACCCCCAACACCCGCUCAUUUACACACACUGAAAUUGAAGAGAAAAAGAAUAAAAAAAUCGAAACCCAGUUGCUAAAAUCGUGUAAUGGGUAAAGACGAGGAUGAGAUGAGAGGUGAAAUUGAAGAAAGGCUUAUAAACGAAGAGUACAAGAUUUGGAAGAAAAAUACACCUUUUCUUUACGAUCUGGUUAUUACCCACGCUCUUGAAUGGCCUUCACUCACUGUAGAAUGGUUGCCUGACCGUGAAGAGCCACCUGGAAAGGAUUAUUCGGUUCAGAAAAUGAUUUUAGGGACUCAUACGUCGGAAAAUGAGCCUAAUUAUCUUAUGCUUGCUCAGGUUCAGUUACCUCUUGAAGAUGCUGAGAAUGAUGCUCGACAUUAUGAUGAUGAUCGGUCUGAAUUUGGCGGAUUUGGUUGUGCUAAUGGAAAGGUACAAAUAAUCCAGCAGAUAAAUCAUGAUGGAGAGGUCAAUCGGGCUCGAUAUAUGCCCCAAAACCCAUUUAUCAUUGCUACUAAGACAGUUAGUGCUGAAGUUUAUGUUUUUGACUACAGUAAACAUCCAUCUAAGCCUCCUCUAGAUGGUGCAUGUAAUCCAGAUUUGAGGUUAAGAGGCCACAGCACAGAGGGCUACGGUUUGUCGUGGAGUCAGUUUAAGCAGGGUCAUUUAUUGAGUGGUUCAGAUGACGCUCAGAUAUGUUUAUGGGACAUUAAUGCCACUCCCAAAAAUAAGGCCCUAGAUGCUAUGCAGAUAUUUAAGGUUCAUGAAGGUGUUGUAGAGGAUGUAGCAUGGCAUUUGAGGCAUGAGUAUUUAUUUGGCUCUGUUGGGGAUGAUCAGUAUCUGCACGUAUGGGAUCUGCGAACUCCAUCAGUCACCAAGCCUAUACAAUCUGUAGUCGCACAUCAGAGCGAGGUUAACUGCUUAGCUUUCAACCCCUUUAACGAAUGGGUUGUAGCAACAGGGUCUACAGAUAAGACAGUUAAAUUAUUUGAUCUACGCAAGAUUCAUAGUGCACUGCAUACUUUGGACUGUCACAAGGAGGAAGUUUUCCAGGUUGGGUGGAAUCCGAAGAAUGAGACCAUCUUAGCUUCUUGUUGCCUCGGUAGGAGACUCAUGGUUUGGGAUCUCAGCAGGAUCGAAGAAGAACAAACUCCAGAAGAUGCAGAAGAUGGACCGCCAGAGUUGCUCUUUAUUCAUGGUGGCCAUACAAGUAAAAUUUCGGACUUCUCGUGGAACCCAUGUGAAGAUUGGGUCGUCGCUAGUGUUGCCGAGGAUAAUAUACUACAAAUCUGGCAGAUGGCUGAAAACAUCUACCAUGAUGAAGAUGACCUACCACCACCACCACCUGGAGAUGAUGCCUCCAAAGGUCAAUAGGAAACUAGUAUAGCCCUUAGCGGGUAUUGUAACAUCAUGUAGGAGAGUCCAAAAAUAUGCUUUUUCAAUUUGCCCGUCUACUCCCCACCCAUGUUGCGUAUUUUUUUGCUUUUUCUUUUUCUUUUUUUGGACUGAGCUUCUCUCUAAUGCUGUGAUAUCUAUGGCUGUUACUUCUAACGAUUUGUUCUCUUUAACAUUUCAUCUAUGUAUUUAGGCCAAAAAAGAUUGAGCCUGGUCCUCCCA